AUGCCCAACACCGACAGCACAGGUGGACCCGUACAUAUCCGCCACGAUCCUGUGGUGUUAAAGCUAUCUUCGUCAUUGCAGCUCCAUCUUUCGCUGUUGACGUAUGCUGCUUACACGAUGAUCGGCAUAGCAUUGCUUUGGCCGUGGAAUUGCUACUUGUCUGCGUCGGCUUAUUAUGGAGAUCGAUUUAGCAGUUCUCCCACGCUAUCAAAAGCGUACUCUUCUACGUUUAUGCUGAUCAGUACGGUCACAACAAUGUUGUACUCAUACUACUUAUCCCAAAAACAAGAAGGCGUGAAUUACCAUAGAAGAAUCUUCGUUGGUUUGAUCAUCACGAUUGCCAUCUUCGCCUUCUUAGCAUUGACGUGUUUUGCAAAAUUCUUCAUCUUCAUGAACGACUAUAGCUUCUUUGGGCUUCUCAUGCUCACAGUGCUCCUUAGUGCGAUGGCGUCCAGCUUAGCUCAAAAUGGCGCUUUGGCGUCGGCAAAUGUGCUUGGAAGUGUUUACACGAACGGCGUGAUGGUGGGCCAGGCGAUCGCCGGAGCCCUUCCUCCUUUGGCCCUCAUCUGCUCACUUUUGUUGACUGGAGUAAAUAAACUGGACUCUGAUAUUGGCGAACAUCAUCCUCACAAGGCGCCAAAUGCCGGGCUUACGCUAUACUUUCUCAGCGCCUGCCUUGUGGCGUUUUUGUCUGUCUCGAUGCUCAUCUUAUCCAAUCGUUAUAAGAGGUUGCACACAUACACGCCGUUGGAGAGUGUAGCAGCAGACGAGGAGGAGGGAGAGCCAAUUCACCUUUUACAGAAGAAGCAUGUGCCGUUCUCGGUCUUGUGGGGAAAACUCAAGCUCAUUGUAAUGACCAUCUUUUUGACCUUCUGCAUCACUUUGGUUUUUCCUGUUUUUGCAUCUACCGUUACCAGUGUUCAAGAAAAUCCUUCACUUACUAUUCUCAAGAAAAGCAUCUACAUACCGUUCAUUUAUUUGAUGUGGAAUAUGGGGGAUUUGAUCGGACGUGUACUCUGUGGCAUGCCCAAUUCGAGGUUUCUCGUACAAGACCCUAAAACGUUGAUCACUUACGCCAUUGUCAGAGUAUUUUUCAUCCCGUUAUUUAUGACCUGCAACAUCCACCCUGGCACAUCGAACCCCAUGAUCUCGUCUGACUUGUGGUACAUCCUCCUCCAGUUUCUCUUUGGAUUGUCAAACGGUCAAUUGUGCACUUCGUGCUUUAUGGUUAUUGGAGACAAUUGCACCACCGACGACGAGAAGGAGGCUGCCGGCGGUUUUGCCACAGUUUUUCUUACUUUUGGCCUAGCCGUGGGCAGUUUGCUCAGUUACCUCUUUGUCCCCGUAGUUGGGUAG
Candidozyma auris is the source of this 1356-nucleotide messenger RNA. Its product is annotated as nucleoside transmembrane transporter FUN26. The coding region runs from base 1 to 1356 and encodes 451 amino acids. Gene Ontology annotation, molecular function: nucleobase transmembrane transporter activity; nicotinamide riboside transmembrane transporter activity. The record is from RefSeq and is a predicted model, not a curated record. Lineage: Eukaryota; Fungi; Ascomycota; Pichiomycetes; Serinales; Metschnikowiaceae. The transcript has a single exon. Gene Ontology annotation, cellular component: fungal-type vacuole membrane; plasma membrane. Gene Ontology annotation, biological process: nucleoside transmembrane transport.